Molecule: messenger RNA, 2607 nt
Organism: Penicillium subrubescens
Lineage: Eukaryota; Fungi; Ascomycota; Eurotiomycetes; Eurotiales; Aspergillaceae
Product: WD40 repeat domain-containing protein
Exons: 2
Coding region: 1-2607 (868 amino acids)
Biological process (GO): positive regulation of anaphase-promoting complex-dependent catabolic process; positive regulation of ubiquitin protein ligase activity; anaphase-promoting complex-dependent catabolic process
Cellular component (GO): anaphase-promoting complex
Molecular function (GO): ubiquitin ligase activator activity; anaphase-promoting complex binding; protein binding
Source: RefSeq, a predicted model, not a curated record
AUGGUGGAUACGCGAAGUCAUUCCUUCGAGGAUACUUCUUCCUCCAGCAAUCACUAUAUGCCACUAACCUCCUCGUCCCGAUCCGAGUCUGACCAGAACGUUGGAUCGCUUCGAAUUACUGAGUUUGCAACUAUCAAUUUACGAUUGACCGACUCACCCGCCAGCUCUCAGAACUCACUAGUCCUCAGACCCAUACCGAAAGCUGUCAAUAUAGUGCCGCACUUGCAAGAGAACAGAGACGCAGCCUCUCCCACUCCUAGCUCCCCUAAACGGGGACGAAGAUUUUCCAGGGGAUCCCCAAAUGGAAAUUCAUCGCAAGCGACUUUCCACGGUCCGGCCUCGCCGGACAGAUUCAUCCCAAAGCGGGAAUUCGGACUACAUUCGGCGACUUCAUAUCGUGUUAACAAGCACCAUUAUCAAUUAUCGCCUCAAGAAAGAAUUACCAGAAGGCGUCUACCCGGAGAAGACCCGUUCCUCCCAGCAGCUCACCAGUCUUCAACCUUUGCCAGACAGAGACCAACCCCAACUCGCCCUCUUCAAAGACCACACCGACCUCAUCUCGUCGCCGACUGGGCUGCCUUGGCUGAUGCUGCUCCCAAUGAGUUCCACCGAAGAAUCAGCGCGGGAGCUGUCUGGAACGUUGGUGGAACUGCCGCAGUUCUUGGACAGCCUCCUGAGACAGUGUCAAAUGACCCACGGAGUGUCUCUGGUCGAGACGCAGGGUCAACAGCUUUCGUGGCAAGAUUCCUGCCCAAAAUCUCACGCCAUGAUGAUCUGAACAAGCAUGAGUCAAGACUUGCACUCGCCUUGGAUAUUGACCCGACAACUAGACUCCUGGGUACCUGUAUUGCCCGUCAAGAAAAGUCUCCCAGUCCGGCAUCUCCAGACUACGAACGAUAUUCACCGUAUGUAUGGAAGGACAGUGCCUGGAAGAAGGUUGAGAGGGGACAUUGGCCGACAAAGCUUGCCAAACGUGGAGUCGUUCCCUCCAAGCCUUUUCGGAUCCUAGACGCUCCUUUUCUACGAGAUGAUUUCUACUGCUCAACACUCGCGUACUCCUACACAGCUGGUGUAUUGGCUGUGGGUCUCGGCCAAUACGUCUACCUCUGGUCCGAAGGCUCAUCUCUAGAUCAUCCACCUUUCGGAGAUGCUCAUCCGUCCAAUUACGUGACAUCCCUUUCGUUCUCUUCUGAAGAGGGAGGGAAGAGCAUCCUCGCCGUUGGGCGCCAGUCUGGUCAGAUAUCUCUGUGGGGUGCCUUUGAGCCCAAAGUUCGCUUCGAGGUCAGCCAUCCCCGCAGCAUUUCUUGCAUCUCGUUCAAGCCCAAUACUACUCGCCGACUUUCGGAAAGAUAUACCAACUUGGUAGUCAACGCAGAAGACCUGGCGGUUGGAGAUGAACUGGGCAGUUUCUGGUACUACUCGGUUGAGUGGCCGGAGAUUAACAGCAAGUGGAGUUGGACAGGAUCCAUGACACUACUUGCAAAGAUCUCGGCACACUCCCAGCAAAUAUGCGGAAUAGCAUGGUCGCCGGAUCAGCGGUUUCUUGCCACCGGCGGUAACGAUAACGUCUGCCUGCUGUUUGAACUGCGUAAAAUCAUUCCUCCGUCGCUCAGCGAUGGCCCUGUGUCCCCUGAAUCAACGGCUUCAUCUGGUGGUAUUAGUGGUCCUGCCGUUCCAAGUCUCAAUUUGGGUACGAUGCCACGACACUCGCUCAGCGGGCAACGUAUCGUUAGCCAUAUACUGCCAUCAUGGUUCCACCCACCACCCAUCAGGCCUUCUAUGGCAGCGCCUCUCCUGAGCCAGGCAGGCACUCUCAUUUCCGGGAGGGGUAAGACAGUGUUGAUUCCGUCGGGCUGCCAGAAGUACCGCUUGCUGCAUUCCGCUGCAGUCAAGGCAAUUGCAUUUGCACCGUGGCAGCCAUCGCUGCUGGCGACAGGGGGAGGAUCUAACGACCGGGCAAUUCGUUUCUGGCACACUCGCACGGGAGUGUGUCUUGCGACUAUCAACGUAUUUGCGCAAGUGACUAGUCUGAUUUGGAGUCAGACUCGGCGUGAGAUUGUUGCAACUUUUGGAUAUGCUCAACCCGACCACCCGAUCCGAAUUGCCGUCUUUGCGUGGCCCAGCUGCGCCCAGGUCGCCGUCAUUCCCUGGGGACCGUAUGGAACCAGCUGGGACGGACCCGACCCUGAACCCAGAUACGACUGUGGACGGGCUCUUUGGGCUAUUGGCUAUCCAGGACGCGCUCCUCGACCGCCGAGUAUGACACCAGAUAACUCCGACAUACUCGCUUCACCCGCGUCCCGAUCGCCUACUCCUUCGCCCACUCGAUCACAAUCGACAGAGCAUGGAAGCAGCUCCACCACCAGACGCAAGAGAAAGUCGCGCGCCGUUCAGCCCAAAGAGAAAGAGGGUGGGAUGUGGUGCACACGUACCAUAGAGGAGGGAUGUAUUAUCGUCGCAUCCAGCGACCAGACCGUCAAGUUCCAUGAAGUUUGGACGGGCCGCCGCACAAGUACCGGGUCUGCGGCGUGUGGACUCUUCGGAGGCAGUGAUAUUCUGGAAGGCAUGGAGGGGAUCGAGAAAUCCGGCAGUGAAGUCAUUCGCUAG